CCGGCCGGAUUCUGCGCGCGGGUGGGUGAGCGUGGGGGACCAUGGCCCUAUGGACCCCGGGCACUGGCGGGCGGGGAAAGGUGACCGCUCGCACCCCUGACCUGGUGCAUGCCUUUCUGGAACCCCUUUCCACGACUCUCCCCUCCCACCCGCGGGACAAAGGGCGGGGGCGGGGGCGCAUCCCCACGCGUGACCUCCCCCCGCACUGCGCACGCGUCCAGCCCCACCGCCCUGGGGGAGGGCCCCGUCCACCCACGCGAGCGCGAGGUCGGGGAGGCACCCGGCGUGGGCAGGACGCCCACCCACGCUUGGAGGUGGGGCCGGCUCCCCCGCACCUACCGCUCCUUCCCGCCGUGAUGAGGGUCCUUCCCAUUCGGGCCGGGUGUCCCUGCUGUGGGCCCCGCGGGAGCCCAGCGUCUCAGCCCGCAGCGUCCUCACUCCCUAGUGCCCUGAGGCGCUCUGCCGGCCACUAGGAGACCCGCUGCCAUGAGUGACAGAAACAGCCGGAGGCGGCCACUGAAGGACGAUGAGGCCUUCGAGAUCGACAUCCCCUUCGCCGACGCGCCCCGCCUGGACUCCCAGAUCUUCUACAGCCUGAGCCCCUCCCGGGCGAGCUUCGAGGAGCCCCCCGAGGCGCCGUCCCCCACGCGGGCCCUGAUGAACGGCGUCAAGGCCCAGCUGCACAUGGCCCUGGAGAGGAACUCCUGGCUGCAGAAGCGCAUCGAGGACCUGGAGGAGGAGAGGGACUUCCUGCGCUGCCAGCUCGACAAGUUCAUCUCCUCCGCCCGCGGGGACGCAGAGGACCACUGUCGGGUGAAACCUGGGCCCCGGCGGGCGGAGGGGGACAGCCGGGCUGGUGCUGGGGGCGAGGCCUCGGACCCGGAGUCGGCAGCCUCCUCGCUCAGCGGAGUGUCUGAAGAGGGCAGCGCAGGCGAGAGGAAGAGGCAGAGGCAGAAGGGAAGCACCGGUCGGAGGCGCUUCGGGAAGCCGAAGGCGCGGGAGAGGCAGCGGGUGAAGGACGCGGACGGGGUCCUCUGCCGCUACAAGAAGAUCCUGGGCACCUUCCAGAAGCUGAAGAGCAUGUCGCGGGCCUUCGAGCACCACCGCGUGGACCGCAACACCGUGGCGCUGACCACGCCCAUCGCGGAGCUGCUCAUCGUGGCGCCCGAGAAGUUGGCCGAGGUGGGCGAGUUCGACCCCUCCAAGGAGCGCCUGCUCGAGUACUCGCGCCGCUGCUUCCUGGCUCUGGACGACGAGACACUCAAGAAGGUCCAGGCGCUCAAGAAGAGCAAGCUGCUGCUGCCCAUCACCUACCGCUUCAAGCGGUGACCGCCCGCCCGCCGCCCCGCGUGCCUCUCCCCUCCGGCGGACCCCUGUCCUAGCAUCCUCCCCUUUCUCCUCCGUGGCCCAGGGGCUGGGUCUGGAGCAAACUGCUGUUCCCGAGCACCGCAUCCCCCUCCCAUGGGGGCCCUUUCCUCCGGACAGCCCUGGGCGCCUGCACCCCAGCCUGGGAGGCCAGCCCUGCCCUGCCUCCCCGUACGCCGGGACCACCCCCGUUCCACGUGAGACAGAGUUACUCAGAGCAUUUAAAUUAAAAGACACGUGAAAAUUUGGA
This is a messenger RNA of Tupaia belangeri chinensis (Chinese tree shrew), 1615 nucleotides long. It is a transcript of the gene CCDC106, whose product is annotated as coiled-coil domain containing 106. Gene Ontology annotation, cellular component: nucleoplasm. Bases 487 to 1329 code for a protein of 280 amino acids. The record is from RefSeq and is a predicted model, not a curated record. The transcript is spliced from 6 exons. Lineage: Eukaryota; Metazoa; Chordata; Mammalia; Scandentia; Tupaiidae.